AUCGUGCUGUGGCAGUGGCUCUUCUAUUUCGUGAGGUUUCGGGGGUUUUUUUUUGGGAUUCAUUCUUCGCUUUUUUGCAUAACCGGUUCCGAGAGGAUCUCCUUGUGAGGUGGAGUGGGUCGUCGCGGGAUUUGUCCUUGACGCGUGAACGGGAUCGUCCCUUUCCCACGAAGAUUCCCGGGAAGGUCAACCGGAGUGCGAGUGCAUCGAAAGUGAGAGUGCUGUAACGGGACCUUCCGAUGCACCCCCGAGAGGAGUAGGGGGAGUUCGAGUAUAUAACAGCGUCCUCGGGUGUGAAGCAAAAGAAGAAGACCCCGCAGACUCCGGUUCGCAGACUCUCGAACUGGAGCAAACGAAAGCGAAAGUGGUGAACCAAUCCGCGAAGGAUUCUCCCUCCCGCUGAACAGGUGGUGGUGAGAGUUGGCUCGCCGCGAUCUUCGGUGGCUCUACUGGCCGCCUCCAAAACUCCAAAUCUACGCUCCAAAGGUACCGCCCCCCGGUACUCCCCCACCGUGCGCGAUCGUGUAGGACACUACCCCACGCGGAGAGCGUGAUCGGCUCUCUCCGAGUACUCGCGAUCGUUCGGCUAUUCUCUCGCUCUCUCUCUCGCGUUCGCGAGUUCGUGUGCCGAACUUGGCGCGAUCGCGCUCUCUCUCUAUUGUCGCAGCAUCCACCGAGAGGAUCGCGAAGAUCGCACAGUGCUAUCAAAAGCUUUCCGGAUGCGAACCGCGAAGCUUCUCCGGCGAUCCCCGUCCUGCUGUCGCGCUAGCAAGUUCUGCUGAAGAAGACGCUCGCGCGCGCGUUACGGUGUCGAGUGAGGUCUUGAGGUGAAAACGAAAGUGAAUCUGCCGAGCGCGCACGAGGUGCGGCGUUGAAAGUGAAACUGAUUGGAGGGUUUUGGUGUUAAGGAGCUGAUCAACUCUGGAUGUUUAUUUUGUGGGGGAAAGGUUCUACGACAAGGACUGUCCGUGAUCCUACAGUGAGUGAAUAUCGAGGAAAAUUCUGGAUUUUGGAAGGAAAAACUGUGAGUGUGCGAUCAGGCUGAACCAGCCACCCCGAAGCGAAGCAGAAGGAUUAACAUUGCGACUGCGGUGAAGUGGUUUUCGUGCUGGAGGAGGAACAAGAUCAGCACCAGAGGGUCCUAGCACCUUCAACAGGUCUGAAGCUCUCUCUCUCUUUAUAUCUCUCUUAUCUCUGAUUGCUGUUGUCUUGUGUUUUUCUUGAUAUCUGGAUGUUGUGCCGCUUGCCGCUUUAGUUUUGCCAGUAGUGCUUGUGUGAAACACUUUUUUCCGUUUACAAUCCUUGAGUUCUUGCUCCCUGCCUUUUAAUACCGAACCGAACCGAACCAUGAAGUCAGCCGGCCGCGGACCCUCGCAAUCAACGCCGUUCAAGUGAUGAUCUGUGCAAGUUGAGAAAGGGCAGUACAGGACAGGACAUGCGAUCCCGUCUGGCGUCGUUGAUAGUCGUGAAGCAGGAACCACUGGACGAUUACGGCGUGGUGCCACCGGUUGGGGCUGUGGAGUUGAACAAUAAUAACGGCAGUGGUGUCAGUAGUGCUGUCGGUCAGUCGGCCAGUGGACAUGGGUACUACUCGUGCUACGCGUUCGGUAAUCCGGUGCCGUCGGUCUGCUAUGGCGGCCAGCAAGAUCUGAACAACAACAACCAGCAGCAGUCCCAGGCGCCGCAGGAUUUUCAUUUGUUUCACGAGAAAAAGUGUGCUCCACAACUUCUGUCGCAAGUUGUAAACUCACCACCGCCGUCGACGCCAAGGGUUGCCGGUCCGACGUCGCCACCGGCCUCGAGCCCCGAGAAAGGACCUGCGACCACCACCAGCCGGCGGAAAGCAGCAUCCGGUGAAGCCGCGACCACCGGUUCCACGACCGCCGCCACCACCACCUCUGCUGGCAGUGGCAACACCAGCAUGUUACUGCUGCAACCUCAGGCUACUUCUUUUAGUUCGGUUUCUUCGUUUGAUUAUUUACUGUCGCAGCAGCAGAACCACCCCGAGCAAUCGUACCAUCAGCUGGGCUCGUUCGGAAGUCCCAGCAGCAGUCAUCUACAGCCUUCACAUCCGCAACAGCAGCAGCAGCUGAGUCCCGAGCUUCUGCCGACCUCCCAGCAGUUGGACAAGCUUGCGGAGCUGUUUGCCCCGCCACCAUCGUCCCAAACCCCGACAGUCGAGUCCGAGUCGUACCUGGACCAGACGCAACAUUCCAACAGCUCGAGCGAUACCUUGGUGGGCUACGAGGAGAAUCCGUCCAGCUUCGGCGGCUCCAGCGAUAGCAUCCCAGCUGCGUUGCUGAAGGGUAGCUAUAAGGAGGAAAGUCUCACCGAGUUGCAGGGCCCAUUUCCUCAGCGGUCACAAAUCACCGAACCAGAUCAGGAUCUCCUGUUGGAGACAUCGUCAACUGAAGAGCUUGGAUUGCUGACGCUUCGAUCGAGCAGUGAUCCCGUACUUGCGAGCAGCGCUCGUCAUCAACAGCUUAUCCAACAGCAACCAAUCCAACGACCCACGGGACGACCUCCAGCGACCGACAUACCCGGCCCAAGUGGCGCAGCCAGUAACAUCAACUCGAUCUUACCCAGCUUCCAGGACACGUACCAGAUCAAGUUCAACCAGCUGGCAAACUUCGGGCUCAAAAUGGACGAGGACUGCUUCAAGAUCGCGGCCUCACCACACCACCAAAGCGUUGCGUACGGUCACCACGGCGGUUACGGCCCCGCCCAUCAUGCCGCAGGCAUCCACCAGGGUCACUACGAGUUCCCGCCGCAGCCGGCCCAGCCCACGACCCAGUACAGCAACCCCCCACCAACCACGGGAGGGUUCUACUCGCCCGCGUACGAACCGCAUGCCACGGUAAGUCCUGCCGCCGUCCAGAUCCCCGGCAACACCACACUGACCGCUUCCCCCGCUCCACAGAACUACGGUGCUGUAACGCCCCAAGACUCCUACUCCCUGCCACCCUUCCCGACGAUCGCCGAGCUGCACGUGUCCACGCCGUAUCGACGAGCCUCGCUCCCACUACAGCGCUCAGAGUCCACGUCCAGCAGCGAAAGCCCAAAACCACCCCGAGUGGGAAUCUACAAGUACUCGGCGCUACCAAGUGCCUCCAGCUCAGCGUCCAGCUCCCCAGGAUACAUCAACAACAACAACCCCAACACGGUCAACAACAAUGAGGUCGCUGCUGCAGCGGCCGCCGCCGCCGCCUCAGGCGGUUGCAUAACUCCAGCUCCACCCCGAGGAACCACCCCCCAGAGCCCCUCCCAACUGUGCGCGGUCUGCGGCGAUACGGCGGCCUGCCAGCACUACGGCGUCCGAACCUGCGAGGGCUGCAAAGGCUUCUUCAAGCGAACAGUACAAAAGGGAUCCAAGUACGUCUGUCUGGCGGACAAGGCCUGCCCCGUUGACAAGCGACGACGAAACCGGUGUCAGUUCUGCCGCUUCCAAAAGUGUCUCGCCGUCGGCAUGGUCAAGGAGGUGGUUCGCACCGACUCGCUCAAAGGACGCCGCGGCCGGCUACCGUCCAAGCCAAAGUCACCCCAGGAGUCCCCGCCGAGCCCGCCCGUCUCGAUGAUCACCGCCCUGGUGCGGGCCCACGUCGACACCACACCCGAUCUCGCCAGCCUGGACUACGCCCAGUACCGCGAACCUGGCCAAAACGAACCCAUCAUCUCGGAGGCGGAAAAGGUCCAGCAGUUCUACAACCUCCUCACCACGUCCGUCGACGUGAUCAAGCAGUUCGCCGACAAGCUGCCCGGCUUCAGCGAUCUCAGCCCCGACGACCAGGAGCUGCUGUUCCAGUCGGCAUCGCUGGAGCUGUUCGUGCUGCGACUCUCGUACCGGGCGCGCAUCGACGACACCAAGAUGACCUUCUGCAACGGGGUGGUGCUGCACAAGCUGCAGUGCCAGCGCUCGUUCGGCGACUGGCUGAACGCGAUCCUCGAGUUCAGCAAGAGCCUCCACUCGAUGGAGAUCGACAUCUCGGCGUUCGCGUGUCUGUGCGCGCUCACGCUGGUCACAGAACGCUACGGCCUGCGGGAACCGAAGCGCGUCGAGCAGCUCCAGAUGAAGAUCAUCAGCAGCCUGCGCGACCACGUCACGUACAACUCGGAAGCGCAACGCAAGCCGCACUACUUCAACCGGCUGCUCGGGAAGCUGCCCGAGCUGCGAUCCCUCAGCGUGCAGGGCCUGCAGCGGAUAUUCUACCUGAAGCUGGAGGACCUGGUGCCGGCGCCGCCCCUCAUCGAGAACAUGUUUCUCGCCAGUUUGCCGUUCUAAGGCCGCGCGGAGACGAAAAGACUUGACGUUGAUUCGAAGUUUCAUCUUGAUCAUGAUUCAGUUUUUUUUCGCGUUUGUUUGCAAACUUUUUUACAAUCGCGCCCAGUGAGGAACUCAACUAGCUAAGUUUGAAGCGUCAGGUUAAGAUCAUUAUUUGUUCUAACUUUAAAGUAAGUGUGCGUACGAUUUUAAGCCCAAUGCGUGUGAAACAACUAAGAUAUGUUUCCAAUCAAUCACUUUACAGUAGCUUAGAUUCUCAUGUAUAUCAAUCGGUGUGUCCCAAAUCAGACCUAUUAGCGUGUACGUAGUAAUGUUUCUUGCAGUUUAUUGUGUAAAUAGUACUCCUAAAUGUUAGCAAGUAAGACCACACACACCUAUAAAUAUAAGUCGUAUUUAUGGAGCUUGGCAAAUUUUACGGAGUGGCGUGAUUUUUGUACGAAAAAAAACAUGAGGUUUUAUGCACUUAAAAGACACUUUUUAUACUGAUUUUGUUUAUUUACAGAGCGCGAGAUUACACAAAUACAAACAAAAUAUUAAAAAAAAAGAAAGAAUGUGCUAAGAAAUUGAGCUGUAGAAACUGAUUGACGCAACGAAUCGUGACAAAAUGAGAGGAUUAAGAACUGGUAGUACAAAUUUUAAAUAAUUCAACAAAAUAAACAAAAUCAAUAUACGUUUCUUUAAACACGUGGGAGAAUGAAUGCGAGGGCGCGCGCGUGCGACAUAAACCGUCAGAACGCAUACAGAGACAGAUAUCAUGACAAAUGUGUAGGGUUAAGCUCGGAGAACCUGUAAAUGUGGUCCGCAAAAAAAAAAAAACCUAGAAAGAAGAAAAAGAAUACAAUGCGAUAUGAUUAUGCUAGUCCAUUACGUUAGAUUUUUAGGUUUUAAAAAUCUCCUCCAAUGGAUAUUUCCGCGAAUGCAAUUUUACAAAAAAAAAAACAAACCUUAAAAUAACUUCCCAACCCGCAGUUUCCGAACCACAAACACACACACACAGAGAAAGCUGAUUCCCAAUCGAUAAGUUUAAAUCUAGCUAAGAUAACAAUACUCAAUCCAGUGAGCACAAAUUUACUACUUGCCAGAUAGUUGCUAAGUUUGCUAAAGUGUAAGCGAAAGAUAUUUUUUAAACAAACACACACACACACAACACUAAGCUAAGCAUAACAACAAAUUUACGUUACCAGAACUUGCCAUUGAUCUUAUUUUGUUAAACAGAAGAAAAAAAAUAUUAUUACGUUUUUGUUUUGUUUGAUUUUACACACGAUAAUCACAUAUCUCUUAGCCCGUAGGAUGUACACAUUGAAGGAAGAAAAAAAAUAGACACAGAAUCGCAUAAAGGUAAAUUUUCCCGAGGGAGUUUCUGAAGGGUUUGCACAAAAAUUGAAAAAUAUUUUAAUAUUAUCCUCAAAAAUAUAUAAUUUUCGUCAUUUUUACUACCAAAAACUUGAAAUUUGUCAAACUUAUGUAUUUUUAAAUUUAUUCUCUCAUGGUUUCUUACAAAAUCAAGUAUUUUUUUUAGCAAGACAGUAAGCAAAAGAGCAACUCUCAGCUUUUAAAUGAUGCUUUUUUUGCUUCCGUUUCUCCAUAGCAAGAUUGAACUAGAAUGAAGAAAAAAUAACUAGAAUGAUGAAAAAAUAAGUUGUUAACUUACAAAAUGAUUCAAUUUGAAUUUUUUUCCUGAUUUUUUUUAUGUAAAAAUUCCUCAGUCCAAUGGUCAGUCCCCAAAUAAAUUCUAUAAAUGUAAAAUAUUCUCACAACAAGACAGUAAACCAGAGAGCAACUCUCUUGCCUUUACAUUUUCGACACCCCUUACUUUACUUUGCUUAAAUGAGAAUCGCUAUGUUGCUUGCAAACAAACAAACAAAAAUGAAAUGAUCUUUCAACUUCGAAUAAAUGAACUUUGAUUCAUUCCUAAAUUUUUAUUUUCGUGCACAAAUAACGAAAUUUAUAUCAUAAUUUUAUGACAUAGUUGGAAGAAUCUUCACCAAAAUAUCACUUACUGAGAGAGAUAAAAAACGAGAGAGCGCGAGCCUCUCUCAUCUAUUUCGUGGCACCAAUCGAGUUGAUUCAGUUUCACCAAUACACUCUCAGGUUAAACGUCAGAUCACUCUGAAUUUGCUUUGAUUUUUUAACAAAAAAAUUGUUGUGCUGACUGAAUGAAAAUUUGAAAAAGAUGUUUAAUCUUAAUUUUUUUACAGAGCGAAUUGUUUACAAAGUUUUACUUUUAGCUGCGUUGAAAAUUUGCUUGUGAAGAUAUUAAUUGAUUUCAUAAAUGCACUUAGAAAUUUUUUCACAUUAUUUAAAAAAAUUGAGUUAAAAAAAUCCACUAUCGAGAGAAAAAAAUCUGACCGGACUGUCUGAAAUUUUUAGCAAUUUAUUUUGAGAUUUUAUGUUUUCUUUCAAACAACAAUACAUACUACAAAAGUUUGGAAUACUUUAAUGUAAAAUAAACAAAAUUGAGGAUAAAUUAUGCUUUUAAAUUUCUGUGCUAAUCCUUAUUAAUGCUCUUAAAUAGAACAAAAUAUAAAAACCAAAUUGAUGACGAAAGAUCGAAAAUGAGAACAAAUAUAUUUACGGAGAAAAAAACUGCCAUUUCAAUCAAAAAAACAUCAUGAUAGGGUCCCUUCUACCACAGACAUGGCACGACCUUUUCCCUUCGAUUCUCUCGCAGAAAUGCCCCUUACAAAACAACAUAACAAAAUAACAAAAAUAGAAACAUGAAAUAUGUCGAAAAAUGGAACCUUACCGAACAAAAAACGUCACUUGUGCCUACACAAAUGUAUAACUUUUACUUGACAACACACGUAGCAUAACCCACAGCAAAAUGUCCUUCAGAAUAAAAGUAGUAAAAAUCCCGGACCAAAAUUCCAUGCCUCCACAAAAAAAGUACAGAAACGGACACGUGAUGAACCAAUGAACGAUGAUAGUAGGUAUAUUUUGAUACAUUAUUCCACAAAUAAAGAUUCCCCGCCCUUUCCCGGACAAGUAGCAAACACCUAAAAGUGCCAUUUGAACAAGAGAACUAAACAUGAAAGAUAGAGGAAAAGUGCAGGAAA
Molecule: messenger RNA, 7335 nt
Organism: Culex quinquefasciatus (southern house mosquito)
Lineage: Eukaryota; Metazoa; Arthropoda; Insecta; Diptera; Culicidae
Gene: Hr38
Product: nuclear receptor subfamily 4 group A member 2
Exons: 4
Coding region: 1436-4279 (947 amino acids)
Biological process (GO): regulation of transcription by RNA polymerase II; cellular response to corticotropin-releasing hormone stimulus
Cellular component (GO): nucleus; transcription regulator complex
Molecular function (GO): RNA polymerase II cis-regulatory region sequence-specific DNA binding; nuclear receptor activity; zinc ion binding
Source: RefSeq, a predicted model, not a curated record